Messenger RNA from Myotis lucifugus (little brown bat), 5733 nucleotides. It is a transcript of the gene FMNL2, whose product is annotated as formin like 2. Gene Ontology annotation, cellular component: cytosol. Gene Ontology annotation, molecular function: actin filament binding; small GTPase binding. The transcript has 26 exons. The record is from RefSeq and is a predicted model, not a curated record. The coding region runs from base 480 to 3785 and encodes 1101 amino acids. NCBI's taxonomy places the organism in Eukaryota, Metazoa, Chordata, Mammalia, Chiroptera, Vespertilionidae. Gene Ontology annotation, biological process: regulation of cell shape; cortical actin cytoskeleton organization; cell migration.
CCGGGCGAGAGGGGGCAUUGUGUCGGCAGCGCCGAGCCGCAUUUGUCUGCUCGAGGUGCUGGCGGAGUGAGCGUUGUGUCCGGCGGCCGGCCGCGAGCUGGAAGUGUCAUCGGUGGCCGCGGCCCCGGGAGGAGACCGAGUCGGAGGAACCUCGCGCCCGCUGUCCACGACCACCGGCAGGGAGCGGCGUGCCAGCGGAGCAACAUGCAGAUAGGCGCCCGGCGCCCUGACGACCCCUCCAGAGGAAAAGAGUCCGGGGCGGCGCUGGGGCGGCGGGGAGCAUGAAGGAGGCCGGGGGGCGGCUCAGCUCCGAGCGCUGCUAGGAGCGCUGCGCGCUGCACAGUCGCCAGGGCGCAGCGGAGGGCGGGGAGCCGGGCGGGUCGCGCCAGCGAGCGGGAGCCGGUCGCCGGGAGCUGUUCUGAUUUUGGACGCGGACGCUAGGGGCCCGGAGCAGCCCCCGACCCCGGCGUGCAGCCAACAUGGGCAACGCGGGGAGUAUGGAUUCGCAGCAGACCGAUUUCAGGGCGCACAACGUGCCUUUGAAGCUGCCGAUGCCGGAGCCAGGUGAACUGGAGGAACGAUUUGCCAUCGUGCUGAAUGCUAUGAACCUACCCCCUGACAAAGCCAGGUUACUGCGGCAGUAUGACAAUGAGAAAAAGUGGGAACUGAUUUGUGACCAGGAACGGUUCCAGGUGAAGAACCCUCCCCACACAUACAUUCAGAAGCUCAAAGGCUAUCUGGAUCCAGCUGUAACCAGGAAGAAAUUCAGACGGCGUGUUCAAGAAUCCACACAAGUGCUGAGAGAACUGGAAAUUUCUUUAAGAACCAACCAUAUUGGAUGGGUCAGAGAGUUUUUGAAUGAAGAAAACAAAGGCCUCGAUGUCCUGGUGGAGUAUCUGUCGUUUGCACAGUAUGCGGUAACGUUUGACUUUGAAAGCGUGGAAAGCACCGUGGAGAGCUCGGUGGACAAAUCAAAGCCCUGGAGCAGGUCCAUCGAGGACCUGCACAGAGGCAGCAACCUGCCCUCCCCCGUGGGCAACAGUGUGUCCCGCUCCGGAAGGCAUUCUGCACUGCGAUAUAAUACUUUGCCAAGCAGAAGAACCUUGAAAAAUUCAAGAUUAGUGAGUAAGAAGGAUGACGUGCAUGUCUGCAUCAUGUGUUUACGUGCCAUCAUGAAUUAUCAGGGCUCUGUGGUAAACAGGCAAAAAGUUACAAUUACUUGUCUGCUGGACCCAGUGGGUCCUAGUAUCUAUAAGAAGCACCCGGAGGAUUUUUGUUACAAGUUGGGUUCCUUCUUCAGAACAAAAGCCCUUGUGUUAGAACUGUUGGCAGCCGUUUGUCUUGUCAGAGGCGGGCAUGAAAUCAUUUUAUCAGCAUUUGACAACUUUAAGGAGGUUUGUGGAGAAAAACAGCGCUUUGAGAAGUUGAUGGAACAUUUCAGGAAUGAAGACAAUAACAUCGAUUUUAUGGUGGCCUCUAUGCAGUUUAUUAAUAUUGUAGUCCAUUCAGUAGAAGAUAUGAAUUUCAGAGUUCAUCUCCAGUAUGAAUUUACCAAGUUAGGCCUGGACGAAUACUUGGAUAAGCUGAAACACACGGAGAGUGACAAGCUACAGGUGCAGAUCCAGGCGUACCUGGACAACGUGUUUGACGUGGGAGCUCUGCUGGAAGACGCCGAGACCAAGAACGCAGCCUUGGAAAGGGUGGAGGAGCUGGAAGAAAACCUCUCUCAUUUGUCUGAAAAGCUGCAAGACACGGAGAACGAAGCCAUGUCCAAGAUCGUGGAACUGGAGAAGCAGCUCAUGCAGAGGAACAAGGAGCUGGAUGUGGUUCGAGAAAUCUACAAAGAUGCAAAUACCCAGGUUCACACCUUAAGGAAAAUGGUCAAAGAAAAAGAAGAAGCCAUUCAAAGACAGUCUACCCUGGAAAAAAGGAUUCAUGAACUGGAAAAACAAGGGACCAUUAAAAUUCAGAAGAAAGGGGAUGGGGACAUCGCCAUACUGCCGGUUGUGGCUUCUGGCACGUUGUCCACGGGCUCGGAAGUAGCAGUGGGACCAGUAACGGGGGCUGCCGCCUCGGGACCCUUGCCCCCUCCUCCCCCACCUCUACCUCUGUUGUCAGAUGCACCUGAAACAGUGCAAAAUGGUCCGGUAACACCACCUAUGCCGCCCCCUCCUCCGCCCCCUCCCCCGCCACCGCCUCCCCCACCCCCUCCACCUCCGCCUCUGCCGGGUCCUGCCUCCGAGACUGUGCCAGCUCCUCCUUUACCACCACCCCUUCCUCCUUCUGCACCCCCGCUGCCUGGGACGUCUUCACCCACAGUGGUUUUCAACUCAGGAUUAGCAGCUGUGAAAAUUAAGAAGCCAAUCAAGACGAAAUUCAGAAUGCCAGUUUUUAACUGGGUUGCCCUGAAGCCAAAUCAGAUCAAUGGCACGGUCUUCAAUGAAAUUGAUGACGAGCGAAUUCUGGAGGAUUUAAAUGUGGAUGAAUUUGAGGAAAUUUUUAAGACAAAAGCCCAAGGUCCUGCCAUUGAUCUUUCUUCAAGCAAACAGAAGAUAACGCAGAAGGGAUCCAACAAGGUGACGUUACUGGAAGCAAAUAGGGCCAAAAACCUUGCCAUCACUUUAAGGAAGGCUGGAAAGACCGCCGACGAGAUCUGUAAAGCCAUUCAUGUCUUUGACUUGAAGACGCUGCCUGUGGACUUUGUGGAAUGUUUGAUGAGGUUCUUGCCGACCGAGAAUGAGGUGAAAGUGCUUCGGCUCUACGAGCGGGAGAGGAAGCCGCUGGAGAACUUGUCGGACGAGGACCGCUUCAUGAUGCAGUUCAGCAAGAUCGAGAGGCUCCUGCAGAAGAUGACCAUCAUGGCCUUCAUCGGGAACUUCGCCGAGAGCGUCCAGAUGCUCACGCCUCAACUGCACUCCAUUAUAGCAGCAUCUGUCUCUAUAAAGUCGUCUCAAAAACUGAAGAAAAUUCUGGAGAUCAUCUUGGCCCUUGGGAACUAUAUGAACAGCAGUAAACGAGGAGCAGUUUAUGGAUUUAAGCUUCAGAGUUUAGAUCUGCUUUUAGAUACGAAGUCGACAGACCGAAAGCAAACACUGCUGCACUAUAUAUCCAAUGUCGUAAAGGAAAAGUAUCAGCAAGUGUCCCUCUUUUACAAUGAGCUUCAUUAUGUGGAGAAAGCUGCUGCAGUCUCCCUCGAGAACGUCUUGCUGGACGUGAAGGAGCUGCAGAGGGGCAUGGACCUGACCAAGCGGGAGUACACCAUGCACGACCACAACACGCUGCUGAAGGACUUCAUCCUCAGCAACGAGGGGAGGCUGAAGAAGCUGCAGGACGACGCCAAGAUCGCGCAGGACGCCUUUGAUGACGUGGUGAAGUAUUUUGGAGAAAACCCCAAGACGACGCCGCCCUCUGUCUUCUUCCCUGUGUUUGUCCGGUUUGUGAAGGCCUACAAGCAAGCGGAGGAGGAGAACGAGCUGAGGAAGAAACAGGAACAGGCGCUCAUGGAGAAGCUCCUGGAGCAGGAAGCUCUGCUGGAGCAGCAGGACCCAAAGUCUCCUUCUCACAAAUCAAAGAGGCAGCAGCAAGAAUUAAUUGCAGAAUUAAGAAGGCGGCAAGUUAAAGAUAACAGACAUGUGUACGAAGGGAAGGAUGGUGCCAUUGAAGAUAUUAUCACAGAUCUUAGAAACCAACCAUACAGACGAGCCGAUGCGGUGAGGAGAAGUGUCAGGCGGCGCUUUGAUGAUCAGAACUUGCGUUCUGUUAAUGGUGCCGAAAUAACCCUGUGAACCUGAGACCUGACUGAAUGAAUAGAGGGUGUGCGUGAAAGAAGCUGUCCACAUGAACUUUAUGUGCCGCCAUUUAACUGCAGCCUUGAACAUAGAUGAAGUAUUCUAAGGGCUCAGAUUUAGCAAACAUAGGAAUUUUAAAAUGAUGGGCCCUCCUUUCAACCUUUGUUAACAAGUGCCUAAAAGUGGAAGUACCUGCUCAGAUUAAUCAAAGCAAUAGGAUUGGAUUUGAUUAGGUAUCUUUUUACACCAGUAUGUUACUCAAUUUUUUAAUCAAAUUGUAAAUUUCCUAUUACGUGUAUUACCUGCCAUUGUGAAUGUCCCGGGAUGGCCCACCCUGGUUUCCUACGAAGUUGUAAAUAAGAUGGAUGCCUCUGUGGUGGGCUCCUUUGUUGAGAUGUCUUUUAAGGAAUUUUGUGUUUCAGUCAUACCCACCAACUUUGUAUUUUUAAGGGCUUGCAACAUGGAAGGAGGAGGGAAAAGUCUCAUGAUAAACUUGUGUCCAAAACCAAGCCCUAGCAAAGUUCACAUAGAUUGCAAUUCCAGUAGCUCAGGAGGAUACUCAGCGGUCUCCUUUCACAGUCUACUACCCCGUGCUAGUGUACCGUGCCCUCCCUGGGAGAGUCCCCGUAUGAAUGCAAGGAUAUGAUGGCAUACAAAUGUUGCACAGUACUGUGUUCUUCAGCUAGGGGCAGCUUUGAAAAGAUAAUGCAAUAUAUUUAUUAAUUAGCACUAAAAUUAACAUCUCAGUAAUCAGUAUUAGGAUUUCUGAGGAUCAUUAUGGGUCAAAACUGAGAAGAGAAAUCAGUGCCUUGCUAGCCAGGAAUAAGUUCACUAGUUCAAUCAACAGUGCUCAAGAUUACUUCUGCUGGCGGAGAAGUAUUAGUCACCCAGCCUUACUCUCCUCUGACAAUCGGUUGGCUCCCCCGCCCCCCUGCCCUUCUUCCUUUUGUAAGUCGGAGAAGAUAUAUUUGGCAUCAUAUAUCAAAGCGAAAAACUUUGUAUUUCCCAGAUUACCUUAUGAGGAAUUGAAUAUUCAUGUUGGGAUAAAGCUUAAAUGAUAUAUAAUGGGACUAAAUGGCCAACUAAGCCACUGUUACUUUUCCUUCCUCUGGCAGGGCACUCGAUCCAUUCCAAAGUCAAAAACUGGACUGAAGCUAAUUUGUACUUUUCAUAAUAUACAUUCUGCUUCUGGCUUACCUUCUUGGUACAUCACAUCAGUAUAUUAAUUGUAAAGUUUAUUGUAUAGUAUUUAACCACUGAAUUUCUUAUUUUAUGUUGUGCUUAUGUGAACUCCUUGGUGAAGGUCCAAUUUUCCUUGGAUAAUGUGUAGUUAUAUAUGAUCUCUUUUUAAAUGUACAGAUAUUUUGCUAUAAAAUUGGUGCAGUUUUUUAUGGUUUUUACACUUAAUUCCCACCUAAGCCUCUGGGUAAUAUUGUAAAUAUUGUUUAAAAAUGCAUCGGCCUAUGCUAUACAAUCUGAAUGUUAUUUUAACUUAUAGUUUUUUUAAUAUAUAUAUUUAACUACAAGGACAGUUUAGAGAUCAGUUAUCACAUUUCACUUUAGCAUACCUAUUUACAGAAAGAUUGCUUUUAAACAGCCACCUGCCAGCAAAUUUUCAUAAAUGUGUACUUUAAAAAGAACAUGCCAAGAUUUUUUCUGUUGACUCAACAUUAAUUUUGACAAUACCAUGAGACACACAAUACAAAUUGGUCCUUUACCACAAGCAGCUGUUUCCCAAAGCUCAAUGCUGACGAGCAUAUUAAACUCACUACUAUUUAUUAAUCUCCAAGUAGACAAUAAUGUUGGCAUGUUCUUUUCUGUUUGUCUAUUAAUAGGCCUGCUUCUUAGCAAUAUUAGAAAUGUUUUAUAAAAGCAGUUCAUGUUACUUUUCUGGUCUUUUCAUGGCAUAUGAGCAAAUAAAACUAUUUACACCACUAUCCUGUAA